UGAUGAGGACGGUUGUGGAUAACUCUCUCAUCGCUUCCGGAGACAACACCCCCAACGCCGACCACUAGCUGCCUUAGAAGAGCCAGGCAUUGUUCUCUGCGUGAAGAGUGAAGAUUGGUAUACUGUAUGAACGCAAGAGUCUGGUUCGAACGAGAGCGGUGCGGUGCGAACGCCGUUGCACAAUUCAGUGACCCCGAACGUUCGAGAGCAAGGCAAUUCAACGUGGCACACCAGUGGACACGCGCACUUCUGCCGUCGUUCCACGCAAACCUACGAGGCUGCACGCUUCGGCGCGUGUCCUCCCGCACGUGCCGACCUGUCGCCCUGUUCCUCGUACAUAUAUACGGGCACGUUGAUUUGGCCUCCAUUCCCAUCCGGGGACAACCACAGUAACCGUCUGUCUCGAGAGGAGGAAGAAAGGGUAGCAAGGGGGGCAAAUGGCGGAGUACCAUGGGGAGUAUGGGCACCCGUACCCGCGCGUGGACCAGUACGGGAACCCCGUGCCGCCGGUGGACCAGUACGGCAACCCCGUCCCGAGGGAGCCGGCGUCCGCCGGUCUGGGCGGCACCGCUCCCCUCUACGGCGCCGCCGGCGACACCACGGGCGCGGGGUACGUGGCGGCGCCGCCGGGCGACUACGGCACGGCCGGUGGUGCGGCGUACCCCAGCGGUGGCGUCGCGCCCGGCGAAACGGCGCUCGCGUACGAGGGCAUGGUCGGCGGCGGCGGCGGGAUCGGCGCGGCGACCGCGGGCAUGGGAGGGCAGCUCCAGCCGACCAGGGAGGAGGAGCACACGUUCGGCAGCUCCCAGCUGGAGCCGGCCAGCAGGGAGGAGCACACGACGCUCGGCGAGAAGCUGACGCGUUCCGGCAGCUCCAGCUCCAGCUCCAGCUCGUUCUCCGAGGACGACGGGCAGGGCGGGCGGCGGAAGAAGAAGAGCAUCAAGGAGAAGAUCAAGGAGAAGCUCCCGGGCACCCACAAGCACGAGGAGCGCAAGGCCGGGCACGCGGCACCGGCGACGACGACGACGGGGACGACGCAUGCAGCGGGGGCGCACGAGAAGAAGGGCUUCAUGGACAAGAUCAAGGAGAGGCUCCCGGGACACCACUGAUGAGCGUACGUCGAUCGUGCACGUCGCGCUGUGUGUAUAUCGUGUACGUGUUCGGUAGCGUCGUUCGUUCGUCGGUCGGUUUGCCGUGUGUCGUGUGGAAGUGUGUUGCUUGUGUUAUGGAAGUCGCAUCAGCUGCUGUGUGCUGCGUAGUUGGAUUUGGGUACGUGCGUACCUCCUUUUCGUUUAGGUUUGGCUCGAGUUUAUGUCUGGGCUGUGUCGUGUAUCUGUCUGUAGUUGUGGAGAUGUUGGAUUUCCGUAUGAGACUGUCAGUUAGGCCUGUGAUUUGGUUGCAGCCUUGUACUGUGGUGCUGCCACUCGCUCCAAGGCACCAAAGCGCGCGGUAGUGAAGUGAGGCCGCGCGGCUUACAACAGGUUCAGCUUCGCGCUUAUAAUACUGCCGGCUACUAACAAACCAAGUCCUGAAUAACAGGCCAACUAGUGCUAACCUCCUGCCGCCUAUCUAAACCAACCGAGCGCCUCAUUUGCCGGAGCUGUAC
Messenger RNA from Setaria italica (foxtail millet), 1606 nucleotides. RefSeq names its product dehydrin Rab25-like. The transcript is spliced from 3 exons. Gene Ontology annotation, biological process: response to water. The record is from RefSeq and is a predicted model, not a curated record. NCBI's taxonomy places the organism in Eukaryota, Viridiplantae, Streptophyta, Magnoliopsida, Poales, Poaceae. The coding region runs from base 438 to 1109 and encodes 223 amino acids.